This is a messenger RNA of Seminavis robusta, 756 nucleotides long. Lineage: Eukaryota; Bacillariophyta; Bacillariophyceae; Naviculales; Naviculaceae. The record is from the annotation of a GenBank genome assembly.
AUGAUGAAGCUUCUCCUCGUUUCUCUCCUCGCCUUACUCUGGCUUGGCAACGUUAUUGCCGAUGAUGCACUGACCCAUCAGGCGACAACCGUUGGAAACGUCCAACAGCCCACACUGCUUCGGGCACAUGGUAAGCGGGUGCCGAUUUCGGACGAUGACCUCACGCCAAUUACCCCCGUCAGCACGGAUGACGAGUCGUCAGAUCCACAGACGGAAUCCGGGGACGAUGGUAUCAUCCCGCAACAACCAUCAAGGGACAACUACAGUGGAGACGAUGUCACUCCUGAGCAUCCUUCAGAAGAAACAGACUACAGCGACGACGAUACCGACGACAUCAUCCCAGAAGACGCCGAGGAAACGGAUGGCGAGUUCAAGCCGAAACAUGGUGCAUCGGACCUCUACUUGUUCCUGUUUGGAGGGUGCGCCGUGGCGAGCUUCUUUGCAGCCAUGGCCAUGUGGACAGUGGCCUUUCACCCUCCAACGAGCAGCGAGUAUCAACAAGUUCGAUUCUACCACCGCCAAGGCUUUGUUGAGCACACGGCCGGCAUUCUACGCCACUUGUUGGAAUCAGCAUCCGGUCGCAACGGGCCUCCUCCUCCUCGUCGAUCGUCUUCUCCUCCCCCCGAAAUGUUCUUUCCUCCAAUCCCGCAACCAGAUGGCGGCUUGGAAUACCAUGGCGACAUGGCGGUUCCCUUGAUGGAAGAGCCUCCCAUGAUGGAACUGGAGAGUUCAUUUGACUUGUACCGCAUUUCCUGA